Prosopis cineraria is the source of this 5023-nucleotide messenger RNA. Its product is annotated as histidine kinase 2-like. The transcript is spliced from 14 exons. Bases 642 to 4292 code for a protein of 1216 amino acids. Lineage: Eukaryota; Viridiplantae; Streptophyta; Magnoliopsida; Fabales; Fabaceae. Gene Ontology annotation, biological process: phosphorylation; phosphorelay signal transduction system. Gene Ontology annotation, molecular function: phosphorelay sensor kinase activity. The record is from RefSeq and is a predicted model, not a curated record.
AUCACUUCAAUUUCAUGAAAAUCAAUCAAUGGCUAUGCUUUGUCAGUCCAGUGUUUCAUUUGAAAAGCGAUAGAUGAUGAAAAAUGAUUUAUUUUUAUUUUUUCGACGGGAAAAUGUAUUCUUUUAAAUAAAAUUUAACUUAAUUAAUUUAAAGAGAAGAGGCCAGGUUCAUGAUGGAUGGGUUUUCUCUCUGUGUAUGAGAGACUCGACUGGACUCAACUGUUCCGCUCCUUGAUGCUUCUUUUUGCCGUUCAGGGCUCUGAGUGACAGAAACAGCCAGUUUCAGAAAACCAACAAAUUUUUCUUAUCUCAUUCAUAUCAUAAUUCUCUCUCUCUCACAACUUGCCAAAAUAUUUUACAACUGUGUUCGAUUCAGGGUGAUAAUUACUCCAUGGUGCUAUUCCAGGUCUUUUAUGGCUCUUGAAGCUUCACGCAGAGCGAUAAUAGACGCUGGACCACUUGGUUUAAUGCAAUUCUUAGCCCUUUUGGUUUGACUUUAUUCAACUUUAUGAGUUUUUCCCUCUGGCUUACCCAAAUUACUGUUAGGUUUCCGCCAAUUUUCGCCUGCAAGUUGGAUUGUAUGUUUGUUUUGGUUGAGCCGAGGCUCAUACUAAGCCUUUAAGUGGGUCAAUUUUGCCAGAAUGUCUGUGAAUCGGAAGCUCUCUGGGUUAAAUGGCAGGAUGCCACCGAGUUCCAAGUCGGGCAAGUCAAAUGAAGCCUUGCAUGAGUCUAAUUCUUCGCUCAGGAAAUGCAAGAAGAAGAAGCCCUUUUUCGUGUGGGUUUUUCUUGGUGUUGUUGCGGUGGGAAUUGUGUGGUUCUUCUUCGUCAGUUCUCACAGUGACUCAUGGAUGUUGAGGAAGGACAAAAGGCUGGGUGAUUGUGAAGAGAGAGCUCGAAUCUUGCUACAACGUCACAAUAUCAGCAAAAAGCAACUUCGUGCUUUCGUUUCCUUGUUCUCUGCAUCAGAUCAGUCUAUAAUGCAGAUGUUAUCCCAAUGUAUUGGCGAAAGAAGAGUACAAAAGCUGUUAAGCAGUGACCUUGGCAGUACUCUGCAGAUGGUAUUUUCAGAGAAUAAGGAGUUUCAAAAGGAGCAUACAAGUGUCCCAGGCCAAGUUGAACUUAUAGAACAAUGCCCAGUUCUCAAUGAUUCUGUUCAGACAAACCUGAAAUCAUUACUGCUAGUGGAAAAAACUGUAUCAUUGGCCUCAUACUCUGCUAUCAUGUCCAAUUUGAUCAAUAAUUUGUUUCUUGGAAAGGACAUUGUGCAGUCAUGGGUAUUGGAGUUAGCUGCAAUUCAAGGUUAUCUGACUUUGUCUAUAGGAUGCUCGUGGAUUCUUGUUGGAAUUACAAUUUGUUGCAGAUUGGCUGGCUUUCCUUUAUUUUGGAAUCAGGAGCUGGUUUCACAGCCCAAAGCAUUGCAACAUUCUGCUGGGCAAAAUUCAAAGGGUGCUGGGAGGUGGAGGAAAAAGUUUUUAGUUACAUUUGUGUUACUUGGAAUAGUUGUGUCCAUUUGGUUGUUCUGGCACCUGAAUAACGAUAUUAUGCUGAGGAGAGAAGAAAUGCUUAUUAAUAUGUGUGAUGAGCGAGCUCGCAUGCUGCAGGAUCAGUUCAAUGUGAGCAUGAACCACGUUCACGCUUUGGCUAUUCUUGUGUCCACCUUUCACCAUAGUAAACAUCCAUCUGCUAUUGAUCAGAAAACUUUUGGUGAAUAUACGGAGAGAACAGCAUUUGAGAGGCCACUAACAAGUGGUGUUGCUUAUGCUAUGAAAGUUCUCCACUCUGAUAGGGAGCAUUUUGAAAAGCAGCAUGGGUGGACAAUUAAGAAAAUGGAAACUGAGAAUGAAACACUUGUCCAAGAUUGUAUUCCGGAAAAUCUCAAUCCUGCCCCCAUUCAAGAUGAAUAUGCUCCUGUGAUAUUUGCUCAAGAAACUGUUUCCCAUAUUGUAUCGAUUGACAUGAUGUCUGGAAAGGAAGACCGUGAGAAUAUCUUGCGAGCAAGAGCAACUGGAAAGGGAGUUCUAACAUCUCCUUUCAAACUACUGAAGUCCAAUCACCUGGGUGUUGUCCUUACAUUUGCUGUCUACAAUGCUAAUUUUCCUCCUAAUGCUACACCAGAGCAACGCAUUGAAGCUACUGUUGGGUACUUGGGUGCUUCCUAUGACGUUCCAUCACUGGUGGACAAGCUCCUGCAUCAACUUGCCAGCAAACAAACCAUUGUUGUAAAUGUUUAUGAUACAACAAAUGCAUUUGUGCCUAUCACAAUGUAUGGUACUGAUGUUGUUGAUACUGGGUUACUACAUAUAAGCAACCUGGAUUUUGGGGAUCCUAUGCGAAAACAUGAGAUGCAUUGCAGGUUCAAACACAAGCCUCCAUUACCUUGGACAGCAAUCAAUGCAUCAGUUGGUGUACUUGUUAUUACUUUGCUUCUUGGUCACAUUUUUUAUGCAGCAAUCAGUCGAAUAGCAAAAGUGGAGGAUGACUAUCGUCAAAUGAGGGAGCUCAAGUUUCGAGCUGAAGCUGCAGAUGUAGCAAAAUCUCAGUUUCUGGCAACAGUUUCACAUGAGAUUAGGACUCCAAUGAAUGGUGUUUUAGGUAUGCUGCAAAUGUUGAUGGAUACUGAACUAGAUGAAAGCCAGAUGGAUUAUGCUCAGACUGCUCACAUGAGUGGUAAGGAUCUCAUAUCAGUGAUAAAUGAGGUUCUUGAUCAGGCUAAGAUUGAGGCAGGAAAGCUUGAACUUGAAGCUGUAGAACUUGAUCCACGUUCUAUUCUAGAUGAGGUUCUUUCACUUUUCUCUGGAAAAUCUAAUGAAAAAGGAAUUGAGUUGGCUGCUUAUGUAUCCAACCAGGUGCCAGAAGUUGUCAUUGGUGAUCCUAAACGAUUCCGGCAAAUAAUAACUAAUCUUGUUGGGAAUUCACUUAAGUUCACUCAUGAUAAAGGACAUGUAUUUGUAUCGGUUCAUCUGGCAAAUGAAGUAAAGAGCCCACCUCACAUUAUGGAUGUAGUUCUGAGUCAAGGGUUCCAGGACAUGUCAGACAGAACCUAUAAUACAUUGAGUGGGUUUCCUGUUGUUAAUAGAUGGAAAAGCUGGGCAAAUUUCAAAAAGUUAAGCAGUAUGAAUCUGAUGAAUGACCCUGGAGUGAUUCAAUUACUAGUGACAGUCGAGGAUACAGGUAUAGGAAUUCCUUUGGAUGCACAAAACCGCAUAUUCACCCCUUUUAUGCAAGCUGAUAGUUCCACCUCACGAACAUAUGGUGGGACUGGCAUAGGACUGAGCAUUAGUAAAUGCUUAGUAGACCUUAUGAGAGGAGAAAUUGGAUUUGUCAGCGAACCUGGAAUUGGCAGUGCGUUUUCUUUUAGUGCAACUUUCAGGGCACCAAAAGCCUCAUCUGUGGAUACAAAGCGGCAGCAGUGCAACCCUUUUGUUUCAAAAUUUCAAGGUUUGAGAGCACUUGUGGUGGAUAGAAGAAAAAUCCGUGCUGAAGUUACUAGAUAUUAUCUGCGGAGGAUUUGGGUGUCUGUGGAUAUUGCUUAUAGUCUUAACUCAGCACGCUCUUAUCUAUCCGGUUCUUCCAACAAGAGUAAUUCUCAACAGUGGGAAAUGAUUCUGAUAGACAAGGAUGUUUUGGAUAAAGAAAGUAGUCUAUUGUAUGUCAUCGAGAAACAGAGGAAGAAUGACGUCAAAAGAGACCCGAAAAGUUUUCCCAAGAUUUUUCUCUUGGCAAACAACCUUAGUACUGAUGAACGUGGCAAGCUAAAAUCUGUUGGUGUUGUAGAUGAUAUACUAAUGAAACCUCUUUGGUUUAGUUCUUUGAUUUCCUACUACAGAAGGAAAGAACCAAACCUUGGGAACUUGCUAAGACAGAAACAUAUUUUGGUGGUUGACGAUAAUGCAGUGAACAGAAAAGUAGCAGAAGGCAUGCUACGAAGAUAUGGGGCAAAAGUAACUUGUGUGGAGGGUGGCAGGGCUGCUUUGAAGAUACUUAAGCCACCGCAUAAUUUUGAUGCUUGUUUCAUGGAUCUCCAAAUGCCAGAAAUGGAUGGAUUUGAAGUGACCAGACAAAUCCGCUGUCUGGAGAGGGAGUUCAAUGACAAAAUUGCACAUGGUGAAGCAUCAACUGAGAUGUUUGGUAAUGUGGCUCCUUGGCACAUGCCAAUAUUGGCCAUGACAGCUGAUGCAACUCAAGCUUCAAUUGAAGAGUGCAAUAGGUGUGGGAUGGAUGAUUAUGUGUCAAAGCCAUUCGAAGAAGAUCAGCUCUAUGAGGCAGUGGCACGUUGCUUUCGGUCUGGUUGAAGAGUGGAAAUUACCGGGAUUUAUAAUCUUUACCAAGUUAUGAAGGCAUCCUGUUACGCAAUGGCUGAUUGAUCUCCUGUCUAGCAUGUCUUCAACCAAGAAAAACAUAACAUGAUAACAACCAGCAAUGGAGAGCUGCCCGAAGGAUACUUCCUGGCUAGAAAUUCUCUGCAGAUAUAGUAGUGGUUGCAAACAGCUUCAAAACAAGGCAUGGCAUGCUGGCAUUAAAUGUGGGGCCUUGUUCAUUGUUUCAGAUGCUGAUUGAGAGUGCUAUUGAUAUUCGAAGGACAAGAAAGCGGUCAACUGGAAUAUUAAUGGAAAUUUUGUAUGUACAUAACACGCUUUUGUUCCCACUUUUCUCAUUUCUUUUUGUGUAUAUUAUAUUUAUAUUCGAGUCAAGGAAGUAGGAAAAGAUAUGGUGUUCUGGUGAUGAAGCCUGAUUGUAUAGCGUAUCUUGUUGCAUGUUGUAAAGUUUUAAUAGAGUUGAAAAUAGAAGAAAAUAAGAGUAGGAAAGAAAGUGGAUUGUAUGUAUACAUCUGAUCUCGGCGUCAUCUUUUAUAUUCUACCUAAGUUAUACCUUGAAAAGCCCUAGAAGAUUGGUAUACUUAAUGACUACAAUAUCAUGGAUUCAUUUUUGUGUGGGCACUUUUGAAGUAAUGGCCAUUGGCCUUAUGGUUUAGUAACUCAUUUUUGCUAGCGGGUUCAAUCUCGUUAGCUACUUCACGUGUUUA